Plodia interpunctella (Indianmeal moth) is the source of this 989-nucleotide messenger RNA. RefSeq names its product Alg13 UDP-N-acetylglucosaminyltransferase subunit (gene Alg13). Gene Ontology annotation, biological process: dolichol-linked oligosaccharide biosynthetic process. NCBI's taxonomy places the organism in Eukaryota, Metazoa, Arthropoda, Insecta, Lepidoptera, Pyralidae. The transcript has a single exon. Gene Ontology annotation, molecular function: hexosyltransferase activity. The record is from RefSeq and is a predicted model, not a curated record. The coding region runs from base 61 to 579 and encodes 172 amino acids.
AUGACAUUAGUACUUGAGGUUAUAUUUUUGUUUAUGUUAUGAUCAUACAAUUUUAUAAUAAUGGCCAUUAAUUAUCAACACAUUUUUAUUACUGUUGGCACGACAAGAUUUGACUUGCUUGUGGAGACAAUUUUCAAACCGUCGUGCAUUGAAGCUGUGAAGAAAUUGGGUUGUAAAACGAUUACGUUUCAAAUCGGCAAUAGUGACUUUGAGCCUGGUGAUUACGUGGAGAACGGUGUUAAAUUGCAAGUGUAUAGGUUUAAAGAUUCUUUGCAAGAGGACAUAAUACGUUCGGAUUUGGUGAUAAGUCACGCUGGGGCGGGUAGCUGUUUAGAAGCACUUGAAGCUAGAAAACCUUUGCUUGUUGUAGUAAAUGAAGAUUUGAUGGACAAUCACCAACUGGAGCUAGCAGAGCAAUUGCAGGUGGACGGCCACCUUUAUUAUUGUACCUGUGACACGUUUGAAAGUACUCUAGAUAUGGUAGACUUCAAUUUAUUGACUCCAUUUCCAAAACCAGAUCCUUCAGUUUUUGUGAAAUAUUUAGAUGAUGUAUUCAGAGUUAAACCUAAGAUCAAUUAGCCAUUGGUCUUUUUUAUUUCAACGCUACCCUACACCCAUUAAUAGGAUAUAGUAUACAGUGCUUAAGAAAAACAACAUAUGUUGAGUAUAAGAAAAUAGUGUAAAUACACAUUCCUAACCUAUGUAAUUUAAUUCAUAGGCAAAUAAUGUUUAUGUAUAUAUUUAAGAGAAUAAAAAUGUAUAUACUAUAUUUUUAAAUAUAUUUUUGUUUGUAAUGAAUAAACCCAAAAACUGCUGGGCCUAUUUUGAUGAAAUUUGGCAUAGAUAUAGACGAAACCUUCAGGAAUGACAUAAGCUAAUUUACUAUGAUUUUACCCGAGCAAAGCCAGGGCGGGCCACUAGUAAUGUUUAAAAUUAAAUCAUAUAUGUAAUAAAUAAUUAUAAAUAUUAAAAAUAAAAAAGCUUUCUCA